CGGCACCAGGUUCUACGGAAAGUUUCUCGUCUGCGACCACUGCCGUGCCCACGGCCUGCCAUGUAACGAAGCUCCCAUCUGCGACCAGUGCCAGAUCACGCAAACGGCAUGCAUCCAUCGGCUUUGCGAGUUGUCCCCCAACAGCAAAGCAGACUGUCCGAUGCCCGAGUGUAGGUACGCGCAUAGGGAUUACCUGCCUCUCCCCACUGAGCCGUACGUGCGGGCGGAUUAUGUGAUCCUACCUGGCCGGCUGACGGAGUAUCUGGGUUUUGGACGAGCGGAGCGGCAGGAGUUUCCGGAGAUGGGGGCAUGGGAGUGGGCGCGGUGGGAGUGGGAUGUAAGGCAAAGACAGCGGGAUGCGAGGAGAGACUUGGAUCGGCGGGUUUACAAAGGGGAAGGCACGCUGGAGGAGUUGGGGCGUUUUUGCGGCGAAGACUGUUCGGAGCCGCGAUAGUGUGAAGGCUGAUUGCGGUGCUAGAGUGGAUGGAUGCGGCUGAGGUUCGUGGCACAAGUGCACCGCAGGCUGGCGAGCGAAACAGUCCUUCAAAUGGCUUCGCGUUGCGCAGUUGAGUGACUAGCUC
Molecule: messenger RNA, 581 nt
Organism: Baudoinia panamericana UAMH 10762
Lineage: Eukaryota; Fungi; Ascomycota; Dothideomycetes; Mycosphaerellales; Teratosphaeriaceae
Exons: 2
Coding region: 161-454 (97 amino acids)
Source: RefSeq, a predicted model, not a curated record